This is a messenger RNA of Didymella exigua CBS 183.55, 165 nucleotides long. RefSeq lists its product as uncharacterized. The transcript is spliced from 2 exons. The annotation marks the transcript as partial. The record is from RefSeq and is a predicted model, not a curated record. NCBI's taxonomy places the organism in Eukaryota, Fungi, Ascomycota, Dothideomycetes, Pleosporales, Didymellaceae.
GCUCUGCCAGAGGCUCCCUGGCAGGCUCGUACGCCGAGCAACGUACGUGAGCUUGAGGCUCAAUCAACGUUGAUUCGUGAGCGCCUCAAGAAGGGCGCUGAGGUGAUGAUGCUCUCAGCUGAGCUGAUGCGCGAUCAGAUCACUGGCCUUGAGAGAGCAAAUGAG